Salvia hispanica is the source of this 1178-nucleotide messenger RNA. Its product is annotated as non-structural maintenance of chromosomes element 4 homolog A-like. The record is from RefSeq and is a predicted model, not a curated record. Gene Ontology annotation, biological process: DNA repair. NCBI's taxonomy places the organism in Eukaryota, Viridiplantae, Streptophyta, Magnoliopsida, Lamiales, Lamiaceae. Gene Ontology annotation, cellular component: Smc5-Smc6 complex; nucleus.
CAUACAUAAGCCACACCCAAACACGAACACACCAAGAGAGCGAGAGCAAUGGGGAAGGAGGAGGAGGAGGAGGAGAAAAGUAGGACCAUUCGUUCAUGCUACCGUGAAAUCGAAAACCGCAUCAAGGAGAACAAAGAUGAAAUAGCAAAUGCGACAUCGAAUAAGUUCAUCUCCAUAAUGAACCAAGUAGAAACCAUCCAUACACAAGUAACAAAGCCGCGAGAGCAGGUAGCUGAUGCAGAGGCCUUGAUAGGCCUGACCAACAUAUUAAUGGACUCUGUUAGAUCACAUACUGCAGUAUGUGUUACCCCACCGGAGUUUGUUUCUUGCUUGAUCAAACAAUUCGGGCUGCUGAAAAGGCAAAAUGUGCUCUCAGAUAACUCUUAUAAUGUCUCGUGGCUAGAUAUUGGCUCUUGCAUUUCUCCUAUUUUCAUGAGUGGUUCCGGCUGCAGGACAAUGAACGGACCUAUGCUAACUGUGCUCAAGCAACGGAAGCCAGUUGUUCGUGCAAAACGAGCCAGAUCAUUGAAGAGAACGCAUCCAGAAGAGUUCAAGAUUGCUGUAGAUUUGAUGUCAGACACUGAUCGAAACAUUCAUGCGAUGUUUGAUGUUUUGAAGAGAAGGAAAAAAGUUGGAGUUGAAAGCCUCAUCUUAAACAGGGAUUCAUUUUCACAGACUAUUGAGAACUUGUUUGCAAUGUUGUUCUUAGUAAAAGACGGUAGAGUUCAUAUAUAUGUAGACGAGACUGGUGCUAGAGUCGUCGCUCCAAGAAAUGGUCCAAGCGCAGAAGAAAUCAGGACUGGAGUAGCUGCAAACCACCAGUUCAUAUUCAGACUUGACUUCAAUGACUGGGAGGCGAUGAAGGAACACGUGCCAUACGAAGAAGUGAUGCCACAAAGGUAUACAUUGGGCAUCAGUUCAUGUUCUGCUAAAUUGAAUGAUGAAGAUGGUAUUGGCAUACCACAAGGGAUUCCAAUUGAUACCCAGACCCAGUUUGUUUGCACGGUUUAGAAGCAUUCAAGCAACCAUAUAUGGCCAUACCAUGCUGUGAUCAUCACUUGCAAAUUGAAGAUUUUGCUGCCAGCAACUUUUGUUAUGUAUUUAGUUUUUUUGUCUCAACUCUCAAGUGGUGAAUUAUGUACAUAGCCUCUGGCCUGAUGUUGAAACUGCUUGCUAAU